AUGCCGAAGGGGAUGCCGAGCUGCAAGGAUCUCUUCAAAUUCUCUGCGACGCACAAGGAGGAAGUGGAUUUCCGGUACAGUCUGGGCGAGGCGAUCGAGCAGGGUGUGCUGCGUGAUUAUGACCUCACCGUGCCGGUAACGACCGAGGGCCACCCCUACAUCUGCCUGGCCAACCUGCUGCUGUCGCAGGCCGGGCGCUUCCGGCGAGUGUUGGCGUACUGCAACUCCAUCGCGGAAGCCAAGCGGUUCCGGCGCGUGUUGAAGACCGUGGGGUUGGCGGCGUGGCACAUCAAUGGCGAGACCAGCCUCAAGGAACGCGAGCGGGUGAUGCGCCAAUUUUCUGGUGAGUUGACGAGGCGCGUGCAUGUGCUGGUGACGGUUCAGGUGCUUGGCGAGGGCGUCAACAUCCCGAACGCAGACACCUGCAUGUUCGUGGAGCCACGCAGCAGCUACGUAAGCAUCGUGCAGGCCAUCGGCCGGGUGUUGCGGGCGCACCCUUGCAAGCCCUUGGCCCACGUCGUCCUGCCCGCUCUUGCAGUCCCUCACAGUCCGGCUGGUGCACUCCCGAUUUCUGCAAAGAGCGCCAGUCCGCAAGUCGCAGUUUCUUCAGAGGCACCGCCACAUGCAAGCGCAGAGGUCUCGACGGCCUCGCCUUCUUCAAGCAUUCACGAAAGCCCAGUGCCAGAGAGGGUCGUGGACACCCGCAUCGCGCUUCAAGAAACACUGCUUGGAGGCCUUGAGCCUCACAUUUGGGAGGCCUCCGCCACUCAAAGUGCCCGCAACUCGCCGCCGGCCUUUCCCGGCAAGAAAGCUGCAGAUGGCCAGGAUGGGACUUCAAAGGAUGCUGGAGCGGAGGGCAUAGCUGGGGUACCCGCAGCAGGCCGAGGCGAACGAAAGCAAAGUGUAGAUGGUUGCGAGCAUCAGUCUGCAGAGCUCGAAGGGGGCAGCGUGGAUCGGGCUGGUGAGCCGCUCGUGCCAGUUCCGAAGCUUACGGCCGGAGAGGCAUGGCUUCGUAAUCGUAUUGUGACAACACAGCAGUCAACAGCUCCCAGACUAGCAGCAUCUGACUCGGACCCAGGCCUGGUUGCAAGCAUGCCUGACUUCGGGUUCACGCCUCUCAGCAGACCUGGCCAUUCAAGAUCAGCAGUCGGCAUGUCAAUGUGUGAGUCUGCAGUGAAAUUGCAGCAACCAUGCCUCCUUGACGUUGGGCCGCGGGUCCAGGCUUUGGGCCAGGACAGCAGCCUGUCGAGUGUUGAGGCUGUGACGCGUGACCACGGAAACGGAAGCAAAAUCGGGGCACCCUGCCCCGGCCGCAAUCUCAGAGUGAGGACACGGGCCGCUGGUGAUGCUGAAUUUCUUGGGAGCAGCUACUCAGAGCAGUUGGAUCGGUUCCUGGGCGCGAUAGCAAGAACUGACAGCCGCUUUGCUGAGCAGGAUGCAAGGUAUUUGCAGUCUCGCCUUUGGGUAACCGACGGCAGAUUGAACCGAGAGGUUUCACUGCAUCCACUGGUUCGCAGCAUGCAAUAUGAGCUGGCAAUGGUCCUGAAGCAGCACGAUCCAUGGGAUGUCCAUUUGCAAGCCGUCGAGCAGUUUGCUCAGGAGCGUGGCAGGCUCCCGGGCCAGAGAAGCACGUCGCUUGGCGAGAGGAUAUUGGGCAAUUGGCUGCGUAAUGUCGGUUACAUGCACACAAGGCGGAAGCUCCCAGCCGCGAAAAUGCAGAAGCUGUUGAACUCAUCGUGUGACAGUUUGAGGGCCCGUGCUGAGAAGUGGUUAGAUCCUUCCACAGCCUUUGAGAGGCGGCUGGAGGAGUUGCAGCGGUUUGUCCAGGAGCAUGGCAGGCUACCGCGCCAGCGAAGUUCAAGUCCUACGGAGAGACUUUUGGGCCUCUGGCUGGGCAAUAUCGGCUACAGGCAGAAGAAGCAGAGUCUCCCAUCCGACAAUAUGCAGAAAAUGCUGAACUCAUCGUGUAUAAUGAUAAGGGCAGUUGCUUCGCGGUGGCUGCAUCCUGCUCCUCCUACAGUCUUCGAGCGGCAAGUGGAGGAGUUGCAGCGGUUUGUCCAAACUCAUAACCGCAUGCCCCAGGGAGGCAGAGCGAGUCCUGCUGGCGAGCGCAAGCUGCUCAAUGGGCUGAUGGACAAAGUUAAACCCGGCUUAAGCAGCAGCACUAGAACGAAGCGGCUCCGGCUUUUGGCGAAGCUCGACCCCGUUGUGGCAGAGUGGGUGGGGUUAAGGCCAAGAAAGCCCAGAGUCCAAUUGAGGCUAUGGAAGGCACGGUUUUCUGCACUUCGUGACUUUGUGAGAACGAACCACAGACUGCCGAGCCGGAAGUAUGGCGAGAUUGGGAAGCAUGGAAGGCGUGGAGAGAGCAGCCUGAAUAUUUGGUUGGUCAGGCAGCGGAGACUGCUCGCGAGUCUCCCCUCCGAUCUUCGUGCAGCACUUUUCGGUUCCCAUCCGGCAAUCGCUGCAUAUUUGGAAAGCGGAGUAUGA
Symbiodinium natans is the source of this 2487-nucleotide messenger RNA. Lineage: Eukaryota; Dinophyceae; Suessiales; Symbiodiniaceae. The record is from the annotation of a GenBank genome assembly.